This is a messenger RNA of Drosophila miranda, 1653 nucleotides long. RefSeq lists its product as uncharacterized. NCBI's taxonomy places the organism in Eukaryota, Metazoa, Arthropoda, Insecta, Diptera, Drosophilidae. The transcript has 4 exons. Bases 202 to 1653 code for a protein of 483 amino acids. The record is from RefSeq and is a predicted model, not a curated record.
UAAUCGUCCCACGGAUCCGUUUACCAUAGCUUAGAUUACAGAAUUGCAAGCCCGCUGACGCCGGCUCCCGUGAGUCGCGCUGUCAGCGGAGGGAAAUGCAUGACGUUAGAAAUACAAGAAAUAAGUCAGAUUCCGAACGCCGAGCGAGCAAGGCGAUUUUGAUAAAACCCUACUAUACAAGAACCAAAACAAUAACCAGCCAUGAACGCCACCGAGAACACCCCAGCUAAGGCGCACCAGAGAGCCGCUGCAUCAGCAGAGUCACCCGAAGUCGUAGACCUCACGGAUUUCUCCGACGCCGAGGGUUCCCGAGACAUCCCCCCGCUGUUCUCCCGCCGACCAUCCGGGUUCCGUCGAGAGAACCUGUGGUCGCCGCCGCCGUAUAAACGACGAGCCGCGACCUGCUCCCCGGAGCCAGGGUCACCGUCAUUCGAAGAGGAGUUCGAAGAUGCCGGUUCUAGCCAGCACAGCUUCCCGGAACCAGAGACGCCAUCAUACGCGCCGAUGUUCGAACAGGAGUUUGAAGAUGCCGGUUAUCACCAGCGCCGCCAUCCCCGAACCGGACGUGGCAUUUACCGUCCCGAGAGGGGGCUGGAGCGUUACACACCAAAACCAUACAACGCGUACUACGACGACGGGGAGAGCGAAGAGGAGGAACCCUACGGUCGGCAAUUCAUAGCCGAAACAGAGACCUUUCACCACACGCUCACGCCAUGGGGGUUACGCGUCACGCGUAAACACCAGAUGUCCGUAGACGUCUUUGUCCCUCCCGGCCGGAAUGUCAACGCGUUCUUCAGGACAUUCCGAAAAGCCGCGGAACCAAUCGACUACCGCUCCGAACCGGCCGCCCCAGCCAGGGCAAGCCCCCCGCACGCCGAAGCGCGACCGCCAACGCCCGCAUCGGAUCCUCCCCGAUGCCCCAAUCCUCCAGAAGAGUCAGCGGCGACCACACCAACGCACGCCGAAGCGCCCCACGCGGAGGCAGCGCAAGGCCCUCCCACUGAAUGGCCCACCGGGGCUACAGAAGAGGGAAACGCCGCUCCGGUUCGACAAGCGGAGCUGACCGAACCGGAGGAGCAGUGGGAAACGGGGCCAGACAGCGGGUACCCCACCAUGACCCUACGGAGGGUAAAACAACCCGUUGCGGAGGAGACGGCGCCGACCCCCAAACUGGGGAACGAAUCUACGCGGGAGGGGCAAAGUCCAGCGGACUUCUCCCUGAUCGAAGAGCUGAACCAGCCCACCCAGUGGGUAAUCGCGCCGGCAGAUUGGCAGGUGAACAUCCUACGCCGAGCCCUACCGGCGGGCCUCAUCGAGGAGAUACACCAGCGGCUGCUGGAAACGGAGAGGCUCCGUUUCCGAAGCUGGUCCUGGGAUCAGUGCUACCGGGUCCACAAGCGAUCCCGGGCCGCGGCUACAGCACGACGACGACGGCCAAGCCAGGGGCCAGACACCUUCGAGACAAGCGAGACAUCGUCCGACAGUAGCAUGGACAGUGAAGACGGGUUCACUACGGAUUCAGAGGACGAAGAGGAACCCCAAACCCGAAGACACGACCCCCCGCCGCAGUACUCUCGCCAAUGCCCGCCAGGCAGCGUCACCUUGCGAGGGGGACCGUCGGAGCUACCCUCGUACCAGCAGUCCCAGAGAUGA